Lethenteron reissneri (Far Eastern brook lamprey) is the source of this 3263-nucleotide messenger RNA. RefSeq names its product zinc finger protein 420-like. Gene Ontology annotation, cellular component: nucleoplasm. The record is from RefSeq and is a predicted model, not a curated record. Gene Ontology annotation, molecular function: RNA polymerase II cis-regulatory region sequence-specific DNA binding; DNA-binding transcription repressor activity, RNA polymerase II-specific. Gene Ontology annotation, biological process: negative regulation of transcription by RNA polymerase II; regulation of immune system process; regulation of cytokine production. Lineage: Eukaryota; Metazoa; Chordata; Hyperoartia; Petromyzontiformes; Petromyzontidae.
ACACCCAAACCACGUGCGCGUUGGACUGCAAGGGACGGCAUAGCCGGAUGAGAACGCCUGGGUGAGCGACUCCCACCCAUCCCCGGCUGCUCGGGGUGAGGGCGCUGUUCCCUCGCCCCCAACACGGGCAUCGCAGUCGGGAGGCGUCGCCGCCGCCACCACCACCAUCACAAACGUCGCCAACAUCGUCAUCAUCAACAGCAGCAGCAUCACCAACGAUCGUCAUCUGCGUCGCGACGAGCAUCGCUUCCGACUCGAGAAACUCACGGCGGCCGUCGUGUGGUCAGUGGAGGAGAGUGAGGCUCAUGGAGGAGGGUCUGUGAGCACGGGCGGUGGGGUAGGGGACACCCCACACAAGAGGGAAGUCGAAACCGAUACGCGCAGAGAUGUUCACUGCGAUACGGAGUUUCGGCGACGCCGGAGCGCUUGAGGACGAACGCGCCUACUGAUGCAGAGAUAAACGCGGGGGCCGACUGAGUCACGACGGGGGUGUGGGUUCGCUCCCAGAGACGUGGGGAUGCGGAGACACGCGGGGACACAGAGACAGACCGGGAGGCUCACCCCGAGAGGAAGGAGAGCUCGCGGCGCUGACGACCGCGUGGAAGACGGUGACGGGGAUGGCGACAGUAACGCAACCACGAAGUUUCACACCCAAACUGACCCCGCUGCCGCCGGCACCACCAGCAUCGCCGCCAUCACCGCCCCCACUGGGCGCCGUCUGCCGUGCCCCGUCUGUGGCAUGACCUUUGGCAAAGCGGCUGACCUGCGCCGCCACCAGUCGAUCCACACGGGUGAGAAGCCCUUCGGCUGCCCGGGCUGCGGCAAGCGCUUCCGCCUGCGCUCGUACCUGGCGAGCCACCGGCGUACGCACACGGGAGAGAAGCCCUUCUCCUGUGCCGAGUGCGGAAGAAGUUUCUCGGAUCGCUCGGACCGCAACGCCCACCAGCGCUCGCACCAUGCCGCGUCCGCCUGCCCGCUGUCGACGUCGUCAUCUUUGCCGGCGAAGUCGCCGGCCCCCGCGCACGCCUGCGCCGUGUGUGGCCGUCGUUUCGCCAAGCCCUCGGCGCUGAGACGACACGAGGCGACGCACGGGGGCCCCGAGACCAAGCGCCACGUCUGCCGCGAGUGCGGCCGCGCGUUCCGGCAUUCCGGGUCAUUGGCCCGGCACGAGGCCGCACUGCACGGUAGCGGCAAUGGCGGUGGCGGUGAUAGGAAUGUUGGCGAUGGGAUUGGUGGUGGCGGCAGCAUUGGCACUGGCGGCCGAAGUGCUGGCAGCGAUGACGGUGGUGUUGGUGGUGAAUGUGGUGAUGUUGGCAUUGGUGCCGGAGAUGCUACUGCUGCUGCUACUACUGCUGCCAGUCUCGUGCGUGCCACGGCCAGUCCCGCGGUUUUCUCCUGCGCCAAGUGCGGCAGGGAGUUUCGGAAUGCCGCCGCGGUGGCCCGGCACGCAGCGGUGCCGGGGUUGUGCCGCGAGCCGCACGCCUGCGGUUUCUGCGGGAAGAAGUUCGCGCGGCCGUCCGUGCUGCUGAGACACGCGCGCACGCAUACGGGCGAGAGGCCCUUCGUGUGCGCCGAGUGCGGCAGGGCCUUCACGCAGAAGGCCGUGAUGGUGAAGCACCGCAGGGUGCACUGGCGCCAGAGGAAACUUGCCUCUGCUGCCGCUGUUGGCGGUACUGCCGAAAGUAGUGGAGAGGGUUGUGUUGCUCAAGGUGGCUCUGUGGGUAGUUGUGGUGGUAGUGGUUUCGUGGGUGUUGAUGGUGAUUUUCUGAGCGGUCGUAGUUAUGGUGAUGGUGGCGAUGAGAGUGGUAUUUGCGGUGAUGGUGGUGCUACUGCUGCCACCACUGCUUUCACUCCUGCUUUCAGCGCUGCUUCCAUUUCAACAUUACCGUCUGCACUGUCUUCAUCUGAUUGUUCUUUAUCUUCUGCUCAGUGUUUGUCUGACCGAACUUUAGCUCAAUGUUAUUUCCACGACGCUUCUCGGAGUUUAUCGCCUUCGCAAUAUUCUUCAAUUCCGUCUGCUGCUGCUCAGUCUUCUACGACGUCAUCAUUUCCUGCGUUGUCAUCGUCGUCUAACCCCUCGGUGCCAUCGAGCGAUGGUGGUGGUGGUGGUGAAGACGGUGGCUGGAAGAGUCACCCAUGCCAAGAUUGUGGCCGGGUCUUUGCGGACCGCGCGUACCUGGUCUACCACAGACGCACGCACACGGGGGAGAGGCCAUACGUGUGCGAGGAGUGCGGAAAACAGUUCCGACACUCGUCCAACCUCAGCCAGCACCGCGUCGUCCACUCCGGUAUCAAGGCCUUUAAGUGCGAGGAGUGCGGGAAGACGUUUGCCCGGAGCUCCUUCCUCAAGGUGCACGCGCGGGUGCACACGGGCGAGAAGCCCUACCGCUGCGUCGAGUGCAGCGCCUGUUUCGCGCAGCAGGCCGGGCUGAGGCAGCACGCGCGCCGACAUCUCCGGGCUCGAGGUGCAACGACGGCGCCGGCAGAAGAAGAAGCGGCACCAGCGGAAUGUUCUUCAGGACUGUCGGUCGUAUCGAGUCUACGUCGAGCGCCUCAACUGUCGGCGCUCUCGUCAGGACCUUCAACGCCGUCACCGGUGGUGUCCCCUGUCGCAUCAAUGGUGUCUUCAGGAGCUUCCAGACCAUCGACGGUGAUGCCUCCGGUUUCGUCGGUGGUUUCUUUAGGACUUCCAGAAACAUCGAUGUGAUGUCCAGUAGCAUCGGUAGCAUCAAUGGUGUCUUCUGAAUUUCAGGUUGCACCAGGACUAUUAAUGGCACCUACACCAGUACCAUCAAUUGUACCUCCAGUUUCAUCGUCAGUGUCAUCACCUGUCCCUCUGCCAGUAGCAUCAGCACCACAAUCACUGCAAUCAUUCGUACCGACAACGAUACAAUCAGCAGCUUCAAUGACGCCUACAAUAUCAACGGAACUACCAUCGGCACCAUCGUCUGUACCGUCAACACCACAACAGCCGCUGCUCUGCUCAAUGGUGGUGGUGCCCGUUGAGGAGGUGGUGGUGAAGGAUAGCGAGGAGAUGGAGGGUGGUGUGGAGGCUGAGGAGGCGGAGGAGGAGAUGGGAGAAGAGAUGUCCUAUCAGCGGCUGGCCAUGUUGUUUGGUCAGGACGGGACGACGUGAUCCAGAGGGUGACAAGAAUGGAUGGUCCUCAAUGGGUUCUCGCCUCAUGAAAAGUCAAUGAAUAUUAACGAACAUGCAAACGCAUACAAUUAACUCCAGCAUUUACAGUAUUUUAUUUUGUACACAU